Messenger RNA from Pongo pygmaeus (Bornean orangutan), 3658 nucleotides. It is a transcript of the gene TMEM62, whose product is annotated as transmembrane protein 62. The coding region runs from base 1106 to 3100 and encodes 664 amino acids. Lineage: Eukaryota; Metazoa; Chordata; Mammalia; Primates; Hominidae. Gene Ontology annotation, molecular function: hydrolase activity. The record is from RefSeq and is a predicted model, not a curated record. The transcript is spliced from 15 exons.
AACAGCAAUAUAUAAUAAACAAUUAAAAAAUCAACAAUAAGGGAGUGGUUAGAUAAAUUAAGGUAGGGCUGAAUCUAAUUCUCCUGGGCCUGGCCCAUAGGAAGUAUUUAAUACUUAUUAAAUGAAUGGUAUACCACCGUGUUGCAAUAUUAUUUAAUCAGGUGCAUGUGAAAUCAGGUUAAGGGAAAAAUAACUUUCACAAAACAUAGGAAUUACAUCUAUAGAAAACCUAUGCUGCCGGGCGCGGUGGCUCAGCCUGUAGUCCCAGCACUUUGGGAGGCGGAGGCGGGAGGAUCGCUUGAACCCAGGAGUUCCGAGGCCAGCCCGGGCAACACAGACAGACCCCAGUCUCUACAAAAACUAUAUUUAAAAAAUUAGCUGGGCGUGGUGGUGCGAGCCUGUAAUUCCAGCUACUUGAGGCCAGGGAGGUCGAGGCUGCAGUAAGCCAUGAUCGCGCCACUGCAUUCCUGCCUGGGGGACAGAGACCCUGUCUGAGAAAUGAAGGAAAGGGGAAUGGUAGGGGGAAGGGGAAGGGGAAGGGAAAUAAAAGAAAACCUAUGGAGGCACGUUAAUAAUCAGAAGGGGCCAGAGGAAGCCACCUGACACAUUUGUGAGACAAUUUAAAAGGCGUCCUCAUACAUUCUCACUUUGAUACAACAACCCUGCAAAGUGCGCACGGAAGGUGUUAUUAACUCCGUUUUACAGGUAAGGAGAUCGACCCACUGAGGUCAGGAGUGACUGACCAAGGCGGAGCCAGGACUCUAGCCCCGGCCUCCCGGCCACUGGUCCCGGUCUCCUUCCCCGCCACCACUCGGCCACCGUCAUUGGUGUUCAGAGUUUCGGUUCCCUUUUCUUUGAUCGUAUUACUUAUGCAAAACGAGCCCAGUCACUUGCGCCGCCAGAGAGGGGCAGGUGCUGGGCGGCGGCUGACGGGCGCAGCACCCUAGGCCCAGUGUCUGGCUCCAGCCCCGCAUCCGGCGCCGGCCCCGCAUCCGGCUCUGACUCUGCGACAAUAGAGUCCGGAAGUGCAGGCAAAGCGGCUCCCGGGAGCGCCGCGCGGUCCCGCGCAGUAUCAGCUAGGGCCGCGCCCCGGCGGGCGGGCGGUAUGGCUGCAGUGCUGGCUCUCAGGGUGGUCGCGGGGUUGGCGGCCGCAGCGCUGGUGGCCAUGCUCUUGGAGCACUACGGCCUGGCAGGCCAGCCCUCGCCGCUGCCGCGCCCCGCGCCCCCCAGGAGGCCGCACCCCGCGCCAGGUCCCGGAGACAGCAACAUCUUCUGGGGCCUGCAGAUAUCCGACAUUCACCUGAGCAGGUUUCGAGAUCCAGGCAGAGCGGUAGACUUAGAGAAAUUCUGUUCUGAAACUAUUGACAUCAUUCAACCAGCUCUCGUCCUAGCAACAGGAGACCUGACAGAUGCCAAAACAAAGGAACAGUUGGGAUCCAGGCAGCAUGAGGUAGAAUGGCAAACCUACCAGGGUAUUCUGAAGAAGACAAGAGUCAUGGAAAAAACCAAGUGGCUGGAUAUCAAAGGAAAUCAUGAUGCAUUCAAUAUUCCAAGUCUGGACAGCGUCAAGAAUUAUUACAGGAAAUAUUCUGCUGUACGUAGAGAUGGCUCUUUCCAUUAUGUCCACAGUACUCCCUUUGGCAACUAUUCGUUCAUCUGUGUAGAUGCCACUGUAAAUCCAGGGCCUAAGAGACCCUAUAAUUUCUUUGGAAUUUUAGAUAAGAAAAAGAUGGAGGAGCUCUUAUUACUGGCCAAGGAAAGCAGUCAGAGCAACCAUACAAUUUGGUUUGGACACUUUACAACAUCCACUAUUCUUUCUCCAUCACCAGGAAUCCGGUCAAUAAUGAGUUCGGCUAUAGCUUAUUUGUGUGGACAUCUCCAUACACUUGGUGGACUGAUGCCUGUUUUGCACACUCGUCACUUCCAGGGCACUUUGGAACUUGAGGUGGGAGACUGGAAGGAUAACAGGAGGUACCGGAUUUUUGCUUUUGAUCAUGACCUCUUUAGCUUUGCAGAUUUGAUCUUUGGCAAGUGGCCUGUGGUUCUUAUCACCAAUCCUAAAUCACUCCUUUAUAGUUGUGGUAAACAUGAACCACUAGAAAGACUUCUUCACUCAACACACAUCCGGAGCUGCCAUACUGUUUUCCAUGGUGGCUGCACCAUUUUACACUCCCACCAGCAGUGUAUCAGAGUCUUGGCCUUUUCCUUAUCCUCCAUUACUUCUGUCACAGUUAAGAUUGAUGGAGUUCAUUUAGGCCAGGCUGUUCAUGUGUCUGGUCCCAUUUUUGUACUGAAGUGGAAUCCUAGAAACUACAAUAGUGGGACACAUAACAUAGAAGUAAUCGUCCAGGAUUCUGCUGGAAGAAGUAAGAGUGUUCACCACAUAUUUUCUUUUCAAGAGAAUAAUCAUCUCAGUUUUGAUCCCCUGGCAUCAUUUAUUCUCCGUACUGAUCACUACAUCAUGGCCCGGGUCCUUUUUGUGCUGAUUGUGCUGAGCCAGCUCACCAUUCUCAUUAUUUUUAGAUAUCGAGGAUACCCAGAGCUUAAAGAACCUUCAGGGUUUAUAAAUCUGUCCUCAUUUUCUCUUCAUGUCUUGAGCAAAAUAAACAUCUUCUACUAUUCUGUGUUGUUGUUGACCCUGUAUACAGUGCUGGGUCCAUGGUUUUUUGGUGAAAUCAUUGAUGGCAAAUUGGGUUGCUGCUUUUCCUUUGGGAUAUUUGUUAAUGGACAUUUCCUACAAGGCAGCAUAACAUUUAUAAUUGGAAUUCUCCAGCUGGCGUUUUUUAACAUCCCCUUGAUGGCUUACAUGUGUUGGAGCUUGCUGCAGCGGUGCUUUGGUCACAACUUCAGGUCUCAUCUCCAUCAAAGAAAAUACUUGAAAAUUAUGCCUGUUCACCUACUUAUGCUACUGCUGUACAUCUGGCAGGUUUAUUCCUGCUACUUUCUUUAUGCGACAUACGGCACCCUCGCUUUUUUAUUCUCCCCUUUGCGGACCUGGUUGACACUGCUGACACCUGUUCUCAUUUGCUGUGUGUGGACACUGAACUCCACCAAGUUUGGAAUCUUCAUGGUGCAGUUAAAAAGCCACCUGAGCUCCUGAAGGCCAUGUCUCCCCACUGGCAGCUGGGCAGAAGCCCAGCCUCUGUGUCUGUAGCCCAGGCCUCUACCCCAGUAGCAGGUGGAGGGCCAGGAUUGGUGGGUGAGCUUUAGGGAGCAGCUGCUCGUUUGGACUCCUGGAUGUUGGAGGGAUUACCCACUACUGAUACCUGCAGAAUGGACUGCAGAAAAGUCUCAAAAAUAAUGCCUUUAUUCCUUCCCUCCCUGAGGAGGCAAAGAGUUGAUUUACCUUUGUGAAGAGAAAACCCUUAUCUACGACACCCACAGGGUAGGGGUUGGGUGUGUGUACGGGAGUGUCUGAGGCCCAGUGUGUUUUUUAGGGUUACCCCAUGUAAAGCACUUACCGCUGUGCUUGGAAUUCAGCAGCUGUCAAAGGUGCAAUUUCAGGGGCAGGGAACCUUUGAGGAUCUGGGCCCGACCCUGACUACCCCUGAGAUAUUAGUUCCCAGGCCUGUUUUCCCACAGGAUUGUGGGCUCUCUACUUCCUUAGUCGGAAGUGUUUUCAACUAAUCAAAUAAAUGAAUGAAUGAUGAAUAAGAAA